Molecule: messenger RNA, 2112 nt
Organism: Apiotrichum porosum
Lineage: Eukaryota; Fungi; Basidiomycota; Tremellomycetes; Trichosporonales; Trichosporonaceae
Exons: 3
Coding region: 1-2112 (703 amino acids)
Cellular component (GO): nucleus
Source: RefSeq, a predicted model, not a curated record
AUGCCCACGUCGGCACAGCCACCCCAGCCCAUCUCCGCGCCAGCCAACCCAGCUCGGCUUUCGCGGAAAAUGUCCACAUCUCAAGCGGCCCUCCGUGUUCCCACCAUUGGAAGCAGGACCAACGCCACCCCAAUGUCCUUUGGCGCAGCCAUGUCCGGCAUCAGCUUUACAGACGGCGGCGCCUUCAGCUUUGGUAACGGCGGAGGUGUCCCAGGCUCAUACGGAGCACGUUUCUACGGCGACGCAGGCGGCGACUCGCCACACAUUCCAUUCUCGUCGUCCAUCACCAUGGACCCCGGGUCGUUUGCCGCCAGCUCGGCGGCGUUUGGCCUGCCCAUUGCAGGUGCCAGCUCGUACACUCGCCGCUCGUAUGCGAUGGCCGUCUCAUACGGCAAGGAGUACAACCCCAAUAUGCUCUCGGCGUCUUUGGCUUCCCUGACCACUGGCAACAGCAUGGGCCUUGGAUCGCUUGGCUACUCGUACUCGCGGAAUCAGCUCGAGACGCUGCGUAGCCUGCGCAACAACGAGGACUUGAACCAGGACUACGAAUGCUGUGGAACGCACCACAAUGGGCUCCAUGCCCUUCUGGAACAUGUCGAGGACCAGCACCCAUACACCGACUCUGCCAUGCCCGAUGCGGGCUUUUCACCCGUCACGCUGGCCAUGGACCUCGACCUCGGUGAAGGCGACGGCGACGGCGAGGUUCCAUCAGCUACACACUCCAACCGCUCCUCAACCUCGCCUCGCCCCGUGCCCCACUACCCACUUACACCCACGUCGGGCGCUGGCCCCAAGCCCGACGCACCUGCCCAGGUGCCAGCCACAAUCGCCCCGCUCCAGCUCUCCGACGUCCUCAAGUCGCCACCCACUGAUGACUCGACUCUUGCCCUCCCAUCCACAUCCCCUGACAUGCUCUUGACCCCUACGCAAUCCACCCGCUCGUCUCCCACGCAGUCAUCGCCCUUUGGCGCUGCCCCCAAGAUUACGCAGGCGUCGCGUAGUGCCUUCCUCAGCGGCCCGGCAAAGACUGGGCCUAACCGGUUCGACCGCGCGUUCAACGAGGUGGUCGCUGGCAAGGCGGGACUCACCGACGACCCGGCCCAGCCUCCGGGUCCGACCGCCGUCGCGCCUGGCGUCCUGUUCACUGCCGCCGCCGCCAUGGGUAUCCCCUCGGCUCCGUCCGUUGUUGGUCGCCAGAACGGCACGGUCGGCAACGGUACCGUGACCCCUACCGCCACCACCGGCGCAACCGAGGAGGCCACCAAGACUACGGAGACUGAGGCUACUGCCGACGCGACCAAGGCCGGCGAGGAGAAGCCUGCAAACGGCGACAAGCCCAAGGUCCCCGAGCCCCAGCUCCCCCAGCCCUCGCUGUUCACCACGCACAAGGCAUGGAGGUGUCCUAACCCUGGUUGUAACAAGGCCUACAAGCAGAGCAACGGUCUCAAAUACCACUUGCAGAAGGGCCAAUGCGACUUUGCCAUUCACGACGCCAUCGACCACGGUCUCACUCUUGAGGAAGCCGAGGAACGCUCCCGCCCAUACGUCUGCGCUGUCGGUGCCGGCUGCAACAAGCGUUACCGCCAGAUGAACGGUCUCAAGUACCACUACCUCAACUCGGGCGAGCACGGCGAGUACGGCUUGCGCAUGCUCCAGAACGGCACGCACCCACACCCCCCAUCCCACCCCCCGGUCCCCAAGCGCGACAGGACAGGACAGGCCAACAUGCGCGAGGCAGUCCGCAACGGCGCCGCACCUUACAAUGUGCCCGCGCCUGCCGGCGUACCCGCCCGCCCUUCCCCGGCGCCUACUGGACACACUGUCGGUGGUGCCCAGGCCCCUCGCAUGGGUACAUGGCCCACACCACAGCGCCCUGCCAACGGCACGGCCGCACCUGCCGCGACCACGACGGCGACGGCCAACGCUGCUGCGCCGGCACCCCGCCCCGCCGGUGUCGUCGGCGCCGGAGUGGCUGCGACCACUGCUGUUCCCGGCACCGCCGCCGCCGCACGCCCCGCCGUGCCCGCAGCUGCCGCUGCGCCCAAGAUGGCCCCCGUGCAGCGCGGCCGUGACGCCGUGCUGUUCGCCAAUAUCGACCCAUUGGACGUGUAA